AUGCGAUUAAGUAUAGAGACAUUCAUCGUUCAUGCUCUAACAACAUCUACAACUUAUUGUGAUUUUAUCACAUCAGCAGUAAAACUCAAUUGUACAGCGAAUGCUCUUGCAAGUAAACAGGAGUUUAACGAUGUAAGUCGAUUAUUUAUUUAUUAUAAUACUCAAGUUAGAGGCAAAUCAUUAGAUAGAAAAAUCGAAGAUCAAAGUAGUAGUAUAACAUACGCUCUUGAAGAAUUAAAAGAAUCUGGUACGUAUCUCAAAUCAAUUUGGCCGUACGAUAUAAAACAAAUAAAUCAACGUUCUAGUGUCGAAGCAUUUGAAGCUGCCAAAAAUAAUUGGAUAAUUAAUGCAUUAGAAAUUAACAUAGAUUUAAAUGAGAUGAAAAUAUGCCUUGGACAAAGAUAUGCGUUUGUAUUUUGUUUAGAAUUAUAUAAAUCAUUUGAGGAAGGAAAACAAAAAAGUAUUAUACCAAUGUCAAAAUCAGGAGACACGACUACAGACCAAGCAUGA
This is a messenger RNA of Rotaria sp. Silwood2, 510 nucleotides long. The record is from the annotation of a GenBank genome assembly. Lineage: Eukaryota; Metazoa; Rotifera; Eurotatoria; Philodinida; Philodinidae.